Messenger RNA from Caenorhabditis sp. 36 PRJEB53466, 1214 nucleotides. NCBI's taxonomy places the organism in Eukaryota, Metazoa, Nematoda, Chromadorea, Rhabditida, Rhabditidae. The record is from the annotation of a GenBank genome assembly.
AUGUCUUCUCCGACGAACGUCGAGAAGGGAAUCCGUCGGCGGCUGCCCCCGCCGCUCAAUCGGAUGGGACUCUUCGAACCGUACAUCAAAGACGGAAAGAAGAUCACUGAGAUCGUCAGGUACCCAAUCAAAUUUUUCAAAUGCAUCCCAACCUUAAACAACUUUAGAUUGAACCCAGUAGAAGUGUUCCUCGCCGGCUUCAUCCCUCCGAUGUUCGGCUCGAUCUCCGCCAUCGCCAUCGCCCUCAUCUUCCACAACGACGAAAUCAGCAACUACAACUGGCAGUGCGGAGUGAGUCAUAUUAGAUACCCAAUCAGUCCGAAUCGUGAUUUCUUCCAGCGCGCCCGUCUUCCUUCCCUCUCCAGAAUCAUCAAUUUGCCCGUGGAACGGACGUUCUGGCAACUGUUCCUGUUGUUCCACGUGCCCAUCCGAGUCGUCGAGUUGAUCACUGGAUGUAAGCUUUCAUUGAAAUGCCUGCCACGUCACAAUUAAUAUGUUCAGUCUCUCGAUAUAAACGAAUGAGAAAUGUGAACUAUAAGCGUGUGUGGCUCUACGAACUCAGCCGAUAUCUCUACUUUGUCAUUGGUCUCAUGGAACUGAUCUUCCUGUCCGGUCUCUCGAUUAUCGGAGAAAGAGAGAACAUUCGUAAGUGGGAAUAGAAUUGGAAACGACAUCUGAAAGUGCUUCAGAAGUGCACGUCAUCUUCUUCUACGUGUUCGGAAUCUGCGGAAUCGUCCACAUGAUUGCCAACAUCUUCUGUCACGCCCACUCUCUCUAUUAUCUGAAUCCAUACGUGAGUGCCCCACUCUCUAACUCUUCUCAUCUUCCCAUUUGAAGGGCCGUCUUUCCUACAACCUCAAGAUCCUUUUCACUACUCUCUACGUCUUCUCCACUCCCGUCCUAGUGAUCUCUUUCGUCCUUUACUGGCGACAAUGCAUCACUUGGGGUCAGUUUCGCCCCUUUUUUCUCCGUUCCAAUCCAUCCGUUCGUUCAGCCUACGACGUCUUCGCCCUUUGCGAGUACAGUGGAGUCUUCCUGAACAUCUGCUUCCACGGAUGUGCAUUCUUCGAUAUCCGAUACAAAGUCACUUUCAGGCAAGACUUUCAAGUUAUUUCAGAGUUCUCACAACCGUUUUCAGUGUUCGGAAGAUCGAGGAUGUCGUUCAAAACGAGCCGAGCAAGCAGCCGAUCGAGGCGCUUCCUGAGAAGCACUAG